UAUGGGUUUUUCUUGUUCAUCUUAAAAUUUGACCAAAGUUCUUACUAGAAAUUUAAGUUAAAUGCAUAUUUUAAGUAUCAAAAACCAAAAAACACAAACAAAAGCUUAAAACUUCAAAGAAGGUUAAGUUCUUGAAAAUGCAUAAAGGCAAGAUAUGAUUUUAAGGAUUGUUGAAUAGUUUUUCUACAAACUUUGAUAAAAAUGGAGGGAGAAGAAGGCAAGUCAUUGAUGGAGACACCAUCAUGGGCUGUGGCUAGUGUUGUAUCAUUCAUGGUUCUUGUUGGAUUUUCCAUUAAUAGAGCUCUUGGACACAUUGAGAAGUGGUUAUAUAGAACAAAGAGGAAAGCUCUUAAUGCUGCUUUAGACAAGAUCAAAGAAGAACUUAUGUUGUUUGCUGUUCUAUCAUUGCUGAUGGGUCAUUGGAUUGUUUAUGCUGCCAAGAUUUGUGUUAAGUCAUCAACAAUUAGCAGCCGGUUUUAUCCAUGCUCGGUUGAGAAAACUUUUGUUGAGCCACUACAUUAUCAAAUGUCUUUCAGUAACUACUCAAAUUACUCUGUUUCUAGACAUCUUUUGAGCCACAAACACAGUGAAUUCUGUCCUGAGGGUAGUUCAUCUUUUGCUUCAAAAGAAAGUCUUGAGCAAUUACAUCGUUUCUUGUUUGUUUUGGGCGUCACACAUGUAUCUUACAGCUUCUUUGCGAUUGCCCUCGCCAUGAUCAAGAUAUACAGCUGGAGACUUUGGGAAAAUCAAGCCAAGGACAUGGCUCACCCUCAUCCACAAGGAAUGACAAGAUUAUCUACUUUCAUUUAUCGAAAUACUGCUCAUCCAUGGAGCCAACACAAUAUCCUCGUAUGGCUGCUCUGUUUCAGCAGACAGAUAUGGAGUUCUAUAAGUAGAGCUGAUUACCGAGCUCUGAGAUUGGGAUUCAUAACGACUCAUAACUUACCAGUAUCAUAUGACUUCCAUAAUUAUAUGCUUCGAAGCAUGGAAGAAGAGUUUCGAGAUAUUGUUGGGAUCAGCAUCCCUCUCUGGAUUUUCGCGAUUUUGUGUGUUCUUCUUGGUUUUCAUGGAACUCAUAUUUACUUUUGGCUGUCAUUCCUUCCAGUCAUUUUUAUUGCUUUGGUUGGAACAAAACUGCACCGGAUAGUAAUAAAACUGGCUGUUGAAACCAAGAACACAAGUCAAAGGACAGAAUUUCGUCAGUUUAACUUGAGGGAUGAACUUUUCUGGUUUGGGAGACCUAGGCUUCUAUUACGACUGAUACAGUUCAUUUCUUUCCAGAAUGCUUUUGAAAUGGCGACAUGCCUUUGGUCUCUGUGGGAGGUGAACGAAACUUCUUGUUUUACCAAAAACCACACCGUUCUAGUGAUUCGCUUGAUAUUUGGUAUUAUCUCACAGUUUUGGUGUAGUUUCAUCACAUUUCCUCUCUAUGUCAUUGUUACUCAGAUGGGAUCUCGGUAUAAGAAAACCAUAGUUCCUGAAAAGAUAAGAGAUUCAUUACACACAUGGCGGAGGAGGGUAAAAGCGAAACACAGACACAAUUCCACUUUCACCCUCCUACCGGCAACAUCAUCAACCAUGUCUUUGGACUCGAUUGUGUAUGAUGAUGAUGAUGACCAUGAUGAGAUUGAGCCGGUUUUGAGUCCACGUGUUUUCAUGGAAGAACGACAAACUCAAGAUCUUGAAGUCUCAACACAUGGCAAAGAAGAUUGUGAUGAGACAUCUAUUUCAUGCGAUUCAGAAAGAUCUGAACCUGUAAUCAAUACAGAGAGCAUAAAUCAUAUAACUAGUACUUUGUAGCCUUAAGUCAUUAAAUUAUUGUUUGUAUGUAUGGGUUACUGUUAAGAAUUGGGUCACAAACACAAUUGGAUUAAAGAUAUAUAAUAUAUAAGCAAUUCUUGUUUAUAUAUAGUUGAUGAAGCAAAUGAUCUACUUCAUGACAGGUUUAGUCUGGUUCUUCUUGAUGAAUACAAGAUAAACUGCGCACGAUGGAACGCACAAUCGUUAGGAGGGCACGCCGAAGUAAGAGUCUCCUUUGGGUGGCGAUUCCCUACGAGUAACUCAACCUUCUUAAGAGUACUAUACACCACGGUUUGGUUGGAACCAAACCCCAGAUGAAGCAGAAGAGAGGAUUUGAUAUCAAUAUUUGUGCUAAGAGUGAGAGAGUAAAAUAAGUAGAGUGAUGAGUGAAUGAAAAUAUUGUUGGUAAACAUGGCCUUUUAUAGGAAAAGGUGAAGGAGGAUAAUAAUCUGCUCUGAUUGGGCAAUAGUAUUAUCCUCCAUCUAAUGGACAUUGUCCUCCAUAUUAUGAGAGUGACCAACCUCCAGGCUAUCACCUCUUGAUGGACCUUUGGGUAGUAGAUUUGUUCCAUAGUUAAUAAGUUA
Erigeron canadensis is the source of this 2384-nucleotide messenger RNA. RefSeq names its product MLO-like protein 4. Lineage: Eukaryota; Viridiplantae; Streptophyta; Magnoliopsida; Asterales; Asteraceae. Bases 202 to 1800 code for a protein of 532 amino acids. The transcript has 15 exons. The record is from RefSeq and is a predicted model, not a curated record. Gene Ontology annotation, biological process: defense response. Gene Ontology annotation, cellular component: membrane.